AUGUUCCAGGUAAAAUUAUAUAUAGGGACAUUAAAAUUGAUGGCAUGGGAUCAUUGACCUGAUCAGGUUGACUGUAUAACGUCAAAGGAAAUUCCCUAAAGGAUGUAGAUUAUCACACACGUGGCCAAACUUAUUUUUAUAUAAUCAUUUUAAACAGACUUUAAACAUUCUUGAUUAUUUAUCUUAGGUAAAUGUUGAAAUAAAAGAGGAAGGUCCAGUAAAGCCAGCCUGCCCUUUGAAAAGGAAAGGUCACCCCAAUAUGACUGAGGAGAGGAAGGCCAAGAGAAAAUGUCCAACAGACAGAAGUAAGGUGAGAAAAUGCGUCGCAUAAUUAGCAAUUAUUUAACAAUUUCCUAGAGCUGCUGGAUAAAUCGUUCUAAUUCGACAUGAAUUACCAAUACAGUAGGUAAUUCCAGCAUAAGUGGUAAAUUCAACAGUGGUAAAUGCCAGACAGUGAAUUACUGUACUGUACAUGUUAAUCAGAAACUUGGAGAGCGUAUUACAAAUCACACAGACUAUAUUACUCUGCUUAAUUUACAUUCUAGGUGGUUCCAAGCACAAAUCUCGCCAAAGUAGAUGGAAAACAAAAACUUGUGAAUGAAGUGUGAGUAAAUAUUCUUGUAAAUAGCAGAAAAUCAGAAACACAUGUACAUCGCCACUUGCAGUACAUGAUGUACUUACUUAUUUGACUUUUCACUUUACAGAACAGCAUUUGAGUGGAUUUUAAAGGCUCGAACAACAGAAAACCUUAAUAAAAUCCUACUUACGUAUGGACCAGUGCCAGUGACAUUAGGGAAUCUCUGCACCAUAGUCCCACCACAUCGUCUGAAAAAGAAGGAUAAAGCCGAGAUAAAAAAACAAUUGCCAAAGUUUGUUGCAGGAUGGUUGAGUGGUAUGGUAUGGUGUUGUAGUUACAGUGUAAUCAAUUCUAUACCAUUAACGUAUUGCAUGAGAGUAUAAAUAGCUAUACUGUAAUAAAAAUGUUCAAGUGGCAAAACCAAAACUAUUGCUGUACUGUUCAGGGCCGUAACUAGACGCGAUAAUUGGGAGGGGGGGUGAAUAUUCAUAUAAUCAUGUUCACAUACCGUAAAAACAAUCGCUUUCAAAAGAAAUCCGUCGGGCAGAACACGAGUAUACUCCACCCCCCAUUUAUCGCUCUAGUUAUGGCCCAGAUACUGUUCUGAAGUACAGUACUACUCAAAAUCCAUAACUUCAGCCUCUAUAUGUACAAAACUGUUUAUUUCCACUGAACAUUGUUGACAUGAAUAUUAAUAAGCAGAUUUCAUUGAAUGUGUACUUUGAAGAAAAGCGGCCAAAAUUACGUUUGUGACAGAUGAAGAUGUAAAUUUUUCAAUAUCAUCAGCUGCCUACCUAAAUUUAUUUGGUUUCUCUGUGUUAUUCCAGAUAAUAGAAGCAGAACUUCAUAGACUGGAAAAAGAGCAUCCUGACUGCAUUUCAGCUAACACAAGCGUUGAACAACUUGCAGUGCAUGAGGUUAAAAACACAAAAAGACUUUGGAUGAAUGUGGACUUUGCAACCAUAAAGAAGAUCUUUGUGCCAAUGAAUCCCUCGGGUUGUCACUGGAAUCUCUUGGUAUAA
Messenger RNA from Paramuricea clavata, 1599 nucleotides. The record is from the annotation of a GenBank genome assembly. NCBI's taxonomy places the organism in Eukaryota, Metazoa, Cnidaria, Anthozoa, Malacalcyonacea, Plexauridae.